GCAUCUCCUAAAAAAAAUACGUUGUAAAAAAUAUAUUAUAUUUUAUAUAAAGAGCAAUCACUACAAAUAAGAUUAUCUAUAAACAACACAUUUUUUACAAGCAUGAGUCAAGUAGGUGUAAUAAUGUGUGAGUAAUGAUGUCAGUUUAAAAGGAUAUAAACAGUAAUGUGUGUGUUAUACCCCUUCUCCAACAUAUAUAUAUAUACACAUAUAUGUAUAUACACACAUAUAUAUAUAUAUCUCUGAUCCAGCACUAGGAACAUUUACAUUAGUGAAAGAAAGUGUUGGAGGAAACAUUCAGAGAAAUAUCAAAGUCAGUCAAACGUAGACCAUCUACUGGUUAACAUGGUUGAUCAUCUAAGUAGAUCUUAUCUAUAAUAAAUAUUGCAUUACUUUUACAAACUCUAGAACAUGAAGACUUUAAUGAAAGAAUCUAAGUUUUUUAAAUACUCGAUAAAAAAGUGUAGGCAAAGAAAUGAAAUAAAUUUAGUGAAUCAAUUAAAGAAUCAGUGAGAAAAUGUAUGCGUUUCUUCAUGCAAAUUGUGUGAUAAAAAUAUAAAAGUCAAGUAUUAAACAGUGCAAAACUGAAGUAUUAAAAAGGAAUUGGUACAAUAUCAAUAAAACAUGUUUUAUCCACAGAGAAUAAUAAGACAAAUUUCAGAAAUUUCCUAUGUGGGAAGUUUCAAACUGAUCAGGAUGGCGACUAAUCAGGAAGGAGAGACCGGGAUAACUAUUCCUUUACAAUUUAACGAUACGCAUUGGAAAUCUAUCUUUGAAAAAUAUGACCUAGAUGGAGAUGGAAAAAUCUCGUAUCAAGAAUUGAAAGCUAUGAUACGAGCUUCCGCUUAUUCCAAUGAUAUUCCCGCUAAUGUUGUCCGUAUAAUAAUGCGUAAAGCAGAUUUAGACGAUUCGGGGUAUUUAGAAUACCCAGAAUUCAUUGCUAUGAUUCAUAGGAAAGAUAUGCAAGGAGUAUUUGGUCAUCUUGUACAACGUUAUGUACACUCUAUGGUGCCUCAAAGACCAACCGCUGCACAAUAUUCUACUCAAACUUCCAGCGAUUUUCCUGAUGGGCAAUAUGAAGAAGAAUAUAGUUGUAGACCACCUGCUGUGGCAAUGAUAAUCAUAUCGAUGUUAGAGAUUAUUUUAUUUUUAUACGACGUAGUUGAACAUAAAUCUCUUUCCAUGGAUGGACCAGCAGCAACUUUAUUUAUUUACGAUCCUCACAAAAGAUACCAAGCAUGGAGGUAUUUGACAUAUAUGUUUGUUCAUGUUGGAGUUCUCCAUUUGGUGGUUAACUUAUUGGUGCAAAUUAUGCUGGGCAUACCUUUGGAAAUGGUUCAUAAAUGGUGGAGAGUAUUAAUUAUAUACAUAGCAGGAGUGAUAGCUGGAUCUCUUGGAACUUCGGUUUCAGAUCCUACUGUUUAUUUAGCAGGAGCAUCCGGUGGUGUGUAUGCAUUAAUCACCGCGCAUGUAGCAACGAUAUUGAUGAAUUGGUCAGAAAUGGAAUUUGCCGUCCUUCAAUUAUUAGUGUUCCUUGUUGUAACUACAGUUGACGUAGGUCAAGCAAUAUAUAGUCGUUACGUUGAAGUAGAAUCCAACAAUCAGAUUGGGUACGUAGCUCAUUUGGCUGGAGCUGUAGCUGGACUUCUUGUUGGUAUAAACGUGCUUCGUAAUCUGGAAGUAAAAACUUGGGAAAAAGUCGUUUGGUGGGCUAGUAUUAUUACAUAUACAAUUCUUAUGACAGCAGCUAUUUUGUGGAAUAUUUUAUAUCCAUCGUAUUAUGGAAGAGUAUAAAAAUAGAGUAAUGCCUUUUAUAUGAUACGACUAUUGUAAUAUUUCAAUUGAGAUGGUUAAAAAAUGUGACUAAUCAAGAAUCAGUACAAAGUAAGUGCAUAUACUGCAUAGAAAAAAAUUCCUUUCUAUGUGGAAUUUCAUGCAAGAAAUAUUUUAUAAUUUAACUAUUAAACUGUUCAUGUUUGAAGUUAAUCGAUUACGACAUCUGAGAGAAACACAAACAUACUUAUGAACAAAAUUAAUUUGCUUUAAUGACUUAUUGUAUUGUGGUUUUAUAUAUAUAUAUAUAUAUAUAUAUAUAUAUAUAUAUAUA
Vespula vulgaris is the source of this 2107-nucleotide messenger RNA. It is a transcript of the gene rho-4, whose product is annotated as rhomboid-related protein 2-like. NCBI's taxonomy places the organism in Eukaryota, Metazoa, Arthropoda, Insecta, Hymenoptera, Vespidae. Gene Ontology annotation, cellular component: membrane. Bases 625 to 1794 code for a protein of 389 amino acids. The transcript is spliced from 5 exons. Gene Ontology annotation, molecular function: calcium ion binding; serine-type endopeptidase activity. The record is from RefSeq and is a predicted model, not a curated record.